AUGCCGACUACCUGCUAUCUAUCAAUCCUCCUGCUCCUCGGAGUUCUCACUCUGGCGGCGCCACUUGGGGCGACGAUUUCUACGGCUGCUGGCGGUGGAGCCAAUAAGACAGCGCACGAGCUCCUCCCAAAGUUUGGUUUACCCAGGGGGCUCCUCCCCGGCAAUGUGGUCAACUACGCCAUGUCCAAAGACGGAGAGGUGACUGUGGAGCUUUCGGAGCCCUGCUAUAUCCAGUUCUCUGAGCUGGCCUACUAUGAGAAGAUCAUCACGGGGCGGAUCUCCUACGGGCUCAUCUCCGGCAUAUCUGGUAUUCAGGUGAGGAAGUUCUUACUGUGGGUGGCCAUCACCAACAUCGCCGUCGACAGGGAGAACAACAGCAUUCAAUUUAACAAUGGGCUCCUCGCUGAGAAGCACCCCUCCUCCGAGUUCGACAGCGUGCGACCCUGCGAGAAGUGGGUCUCCUCUAAAGAUGGCGACGAUGACGACGGCAGUGCAUCACUCCUAGGUCCCUUGUGA
Molecule: messenger RNA, 516 nt
Organism: Spirodela intermedia
Lineage: Eukaryota; Viridiplantae; Streptophyta; Magnoliopsida; Alismatales; Araceae
Source: the annotation of a GenBank genome assembly